AUGGUUUGUAAACUGCACAAAUCCUUGUAUGGUCUUAAGCAAGCUCCUCGAGCUUGGAAUGAGAAAUUUACUGCUUUCUUGCCAUUUAUAGGGUUCAAAGAUACAUGCUCAGACUGCUCAUUAUUUGUCAAGAUAGCAGGUUCUAAUAUUGUGAUAUUGCUUCUGUAUGUGGAUGGUAUUAUCAUUACAGGCAGCAGUCCUGAUGCUAUUCAACAAGUUAUUGACCCUCUCACUUCUGAAUUUGAUCUCAAGGACCUUGGUGAUUUGCAUUACUUUCUGGGAAUUCAGAUUACAAGGACUUCUCAUGGUUUGUUUUUAUCUCAAACAAAAUACAUACAAGAUUUGUUGCAGAAAACUGAGAUGCUUGACUCAAAGUUUUGUGAUACUCCAUGUCUACCCUAUAACAGGUUGCUUAAGGAUGAUGGAGAAUUAUUCAACAAUCUAACUCUAUACAGAAGUGUGAUGGGUGCUCUUCAGUAUCUCACUUUUACACGACCUGAUAUUGCAUUUUUCGUGCAUCAGGUGUGUCAAUUCAUGCAAGAACCUAUGGUCUCUCAUUUUAUUGUAGUCAAUCGUAUCUUACGAUACUUAAAAGGGACAAUGAAGGUUGGUAUGUCUUACUCUAAAGUUGACUUGAAUCUUAUUGCAUACAGUGAUGCAGAUUGGACUGGGGAUCCGAAUGAUAGACGUUUUACCAUUGGCUUUGUGGUCUUUCUGGGAUCAAAUCCAAUCUUUUGGAGUUCAAAGAAAGAACAAACUGUCUCCAGAUCAUCGACAGAGGCCGAGUACAGGGCAUUGUCCACAACUGCUGCAGAAUUGGAUUGGAUCCAACAACUACUAUCUUUUCUGCAAGUUCCCAUAUCAGUUCCUCCCACAUUGUUUUGUGACAAUCUUUAUGCCAUUGCAUUGUCUCUCAAUCCAGUGCAACAUCAGCAAACAAAACACAUAGAAAUGGAUGUUCACUUUGUUCGAGAAAGAAUUGCUAAAAAGAAGCUCCUUGUGCAGUUUGUGAAUUCUAGGGAAUAG
Molecule: messenger RNA, 1026 nt
Organism: Malus domestica (apple)
Lineage: Eukaryota; Viridiplantae; Streptophyta; Magnoliopsida; Rosales; Rosaceae
Source: RefSeq, a predicted model, not a curated record